UGAGGGUUGGUUUAUUUUUUCCUUUUGCAAAGUCUUGAAAAUAAUUAAAUUUUGAUUGAUCUCAUUUCGCAGGCAAGCUCUCAAACCCUUCAACUGCCAUAAUUAUUUACUAACGAAUGCCUCGUAUGUUGAUCACAGAUUUUGAGCACAAUUUGGAUAAGCAAGAUCCUGUUGACUUUGUGACGCCAAAUCAACCAGAGCAGCCUGCAGAAAGCUGCACUAAAUGUGAAGUGGGAGAAUGUUGUGCUAUUUUUGUUGAGGAUGAUAUGGAUGAUAAAUCACCUAAAGGAAGAGGGCAUAGGAGAAAGAGGAGAGCACGUGCAUUGUGUUCCCCAUUCACCAAUCCCUUAAAGAGAAGGAAGUUGUUGAAUGUGAAGGUGUUUGAACCGUUUCGAGAAGUGGAUCCUGCAAAAGUCAGUGAUCUCACAAAGUGGUUGGAAAAAGCUUCACCAAGGUAAUGUAUUCUCUUCUUAACCUUCUCCUAGUGCUCUUCGGUCUUCACUGAAGUUUUGAUUUUUCUAUCGUCUCUAUUAUACAGUGACGAUAUGCCAUUAGCAA
Diospyros lotus (date-plum) is the source of this 558-nucleotide messenger RNA. RefSeq lists its product as uncharacterized. NCBI's taxonomy places the organism in Eukaryota, Viridiplantae, Streptophyta, Magnoliopsida, Ericales, Ebenaceae. The coding region runs from base 117 to 458 and encodes 113 amino acids. The record is from RefSeq and is a predicted model, not a curated record. The transcript has 2 exons.